AUGAAGACGGUGAAAGAGGAGAGCAUUUUGGCGAUGCGCGAUAUUGGCAUUCAAGUCAAGACGACGUAUUGGGGCGGCAGCAGUGUGUCUCGAUUUGUGAAUCGGUUAAAGAUUGAGGAUGUGGUUCUCAACGAGGGGAUCACCAUGUGGCAAAUCAAGUCCUACAUGGCCCUCUUGGUGAAGGAUCAGGAAAAGAUGACGGUGGUAUUCGAGCAUUUGUUACCGAAACUGCAGCCAAUUCUAUUGGAUGUAUAUCGAGGUGUGCGUCAAACCAUCUUCCCUCAGCAGCCCACCUUGGAGACACUUCCUGCUGACCAACUAGUAGAGACGAGCGUGUGA
Radiomyces spectabilis is the source of this 339-nucleotide messenger RNA. Its product is annotated as GPI-GlcNAc transferase complex, PIG-H component-domain-containing protein. Gene Ontology annotation, biological process: GPI anchor biosynthetic process. Lineage: Eukaryota; Fungi; Mucoromycota; Mucoromycetes; Mucorales; Radiomycetaceae. Gene Ontology annotation, cellular component: glycosylphosphatidylinositol-N-acetylglucosaminyltransferase (GPI-GnT) complex. The transcript is spliced from 3 exons. The coding region runs from base 1 to 339 and encodes 112 amino acids. The record is from RefSeq and is a predicted model, not a curated record.